This is a messenger RNA of Rhipicephalus sanguineus (brown dog tick), 1458 nucleotides long. Its product is annotated as sulfotransferase 1C2. The record is from RefSeq and is a predicted model, not a curated record. The transcript has a single exon. Gene Ontology annotation, biological process: sulfation. Bases 91 to 723 code for a protein of 210 amino acids. Lineage: Eukaryota; Metazoa; Arthropoda; Arachnida; Ixodida; Ixodidae. Gene Ontology annotation, cellular component: cytoplasm. Gene Ontology annotation, molecular function: sulfotransferase activity.
CGUUCGUCACGCAGGGGAAGGUGGAAUUAGCUAGUGAGGUGUCCAAGGGAGAAAACUUAAUAGCAGUGUGCUUACCAUCACUAAAUUAUAAUGCCACAUGACAGUUUCACGUGUUUUGGACGUAGAAGUAGCAAGGACGUUGCUACAGUCGAAACAUCCCAGCACGCCACGCUUUCGCAUGCAAUACAUGCAAGCAGACUUGAGUGCCUUCGUAAGUUUUCUUUGGUUUCCUUCCAGCUCGUAUACGGCGACUACUUCGAUCACCUGUUGCCAUGGUACGAACGCCGAGGAGACGACAACGUCCUCUUUCUUACGUACGAGCAAAUGAAGGCGGACACCAGGGGCCAGGUUCUUAAGAUCGCCGACUUUCUCGGGAAGAACGAACACGGUGCUGAGCUUCGCCGGGACGAGGCAGUCUUGCAGAAUAUACUCGAUGCCUGCAGCUUGGACAACAUGAGGACCGUCUACAAGGACAUGCCGAUAGACAGGACAAAGAAAACUCCUUUCUCUGCAAAAUCCUCAUUUGUGGAAGCGUCGGGCGCAUCUACGCAAGAUGACGAGGUCGAAAUGCACCAGAGUCCAGGCUUUAUCCGUAAGGGAGUUGUCGGUGACUGGCGAAACCAUUUUACAUCCGAGCAAGCGCGGCGCACGAAGGAAUGGAUAACCAGGAAGACCGAAGGAAGCGAUGUUAUGACGCUUUGGAAGGACUGUGGUCUGCCAUAGCUUAGUUACCAGACAUUAAGACUGUCUUGAUCAUGGUAUAUUAUCAGUUCUCUGUUUACGUGUGCAUAUACAUCUUUACAGCCUUUUUUAUUACGCGUGAGCGUUUGUACCACGAUAGUUCAUCAAAACGUUUUUCGUCUAUAUGCAUUAUUCCUUCUUGUUUGUGUGCGGGCUAAAAAAAAAAAAUCAUGGGGCGAGACUGUUGCCCGGCCGCUCUUUUACUUCAGUAAUAAAACAUAUUAAAUAUAUUGCACUGAAAAGUUUGCUGCAAUAUUUACGGCGUAAUAUCAAGUCAAAUAAGGUGGCACCUGAAGCUUUGAGUGAUGAAAAUGACAGAUAAUUAAGAUUUCGUGGUAGGAUAAUUACCUUUUCUGAUCACACCCUUCGUCUGACUAUAGAAGGUACAGAACAGAGAAUAUUAAUAUCAUGAGAAGUUCGAAAGAAGAAAACGGGGUGACACAGCAGUACUAAGUAUACCAAUUUAUGUGUCCUAGACAACACAUCGCGCACUUAUUAUUAAAACAAUGGUCUAGCGGGUCACUGAGAUUGCUCUGCCAAAUCUGAGACGUUUCUCGGGCGCAUAGUGGCGCAGGCUAAUCAAGCAACAGCGCGUUUUUCAAGCCUUUUACGCUUUCUAUUUAGUCACUGCUCAUUUUUUUACGAGACGCCUACUCGUUUCGUAUCGUUUAAUGUUAUUCGACCGUAUUUCUCCCCUAAUUUGUUUGCCAUCCCGUU